Aedes aegypti (yellow fever mosquito) is the source of this 1979-nucleotide messenger RNA. RefSeq lists its product as uncharacterized. The transcript is spliced from 3 exons. The record is from RefSeq and is a predicted model, not a curated record. Bases 1008 to 1625 code for a protein of 205 amino acids. Lineage: Eukaryota; Metazoa; Arthropoda; Insecta; Diptera; Culicidae.
CAAUGUUCGGGGAGGCACUUUGUUUACAGUAUAAAUAGUAUCGAGAGAGCCAGAACGGAUCAGUUCUAUUGUAGAAUUUGGGUAGUUAGUAAUAUAUGCAAAGCAUACGUCUAGGUUCUACUCGUCUGUGGGGAAUAGCAUGUGGUAGCAGUGGCAGCUAGGAUCAGCAACAUAGGAGUACAAUCAGUCUGAAUCCUUCCGGGAACGUGAUCGUGUGCAUUGAAAGAAGAACUAAAGUAGUGAGGACUUAUCUGGAGCAGCUAUGGCGCGGUUAGCCAUUCUUUUGGCAUUAUGUGCAAUGUGCAGAUUAAAUUGGGCACAAAAUGGCUAUAAUUAUGACAGACCAGAUUCAGGAUUGGGAAUCGCCAGUACCAGUCGUCCUGGUUUCCCUGGGACUAGUCCAGCGGGAUAUCCAACGCCGUCAGGAUUCGGUGGUGUGGCAGGGUCAACUACUCCAUCUUAUCAAUUUGGAAGCACCGGAUACCCUUCUGGUAGACCUUCCGGUCCAGGUUUUGGACAACCUGGAACAGUAGGUCCCACUGGGAGUGCUGGAUAUCCUGCUGCGGGGCAACCUGAUUUUAUCGGAACUGGGUCAUUCCAGGGAACAUCGGUUGGAGGUACUGGUUUCGGAAAUGUAGGCACUGGAUCUGGUUUCACUGGUGACAACGUUGGAUUCCCUUCAAUUGGAUCCCGACCUACUAGUGGAGGUGCUGGUCAACAAAGGCCUACAGGCGGUAUUGGUUCAGUGCAACCUAGCCCAUCUGGACCAGCUGGGGAUUCUGUUGGACGGCCUGGUGGUUCCAGUAAUGAUGGUCAAUAUGAGGGCGGUGACUAUUCUGCUAUUCCUGGCGAGCCUGGUGUAGACUAUCCCAUCUUUUCUGAAAUACCCGAAACUUCGUUUGAUUGUAAGCAACAACCUUAUCCAGGAUAUUAUGCUGAUGUCGAAGCUCAAUGUCAAGUGUUCCACAUAUGCGCCUUGAACCGUACAUUUGAUUUCCUUUGUCCAAAUGGUACGAUAUUCAGUCAGGAACACUUCGUAUGCGUUUGGUGGAAUCAGUUCGACUGUGCCAGUGCACCAGGAUUGUUUGAGAAAAACGCAAAUCUGUACGACACUCCACAAGGUAGCCGUUUGCCAUCAGAUGGUUAUCCAGGAGGUCAACCAGGAACCGCCCCAGGUGUUGGAAGCCCAACUGGUCCCACUGCAGGUGGAGCACCAUAUCCUGGAAGAACCCAGGGAGGUCGUCCUUCAGGUGGUCAAAUCGGUGGACUGCCAGGGGCUUCUCCCAUUGGAAUUCCUGGUGGAUCUCCUGUGGGACCACCAACUGGUGCGUCUCUUGGACCACAAGGAACUGCGCCAGGAUAUCCGACUGGUCCGGCUGGUGGAUAUCCUAGCGCUCGCCCAACAGGUGGGUUCCAACAAGGCGGUCAAAUUCCAUCCAAUGUGCCAACAGGCUAUCCGGCGGCCGGUGUCCCAACAGGCCCUGCUUUCCCUAGCGGACCAAGUCAACAGGGCUAUCCAGCGCCUGGACAACCAGAAGGUCAAUUUUCGCCUUCACCGCAACUCCCAACACGAGAAUACCUUCCUCCAAGGCAGGGCUGAAGCUGAACAAUAUAUUGUAGAAUGAACAGGUACGGGCAAUUUAUUUAUAUUAGUAUAAUCAUUCAUACCUAUGUACGGAGUAGCUUGCAGAAGCUGUUAACAAUUGUUUAUCUCAAGCAUUUUAGCAAAUACUCAUGUGCUAUUCAAAACUAUCAACUUAAACUGUUACCAUUCCUAAGCGAUCCGAUGGUUCUCAAUCAAGUUUCUGCAUUGUUUAUAACGGGAUGAGACCUAUUAGUACAUAUUGUGAGUAGUAUGAUACGACAGGUGCAUUAGGUAGCUUAUUGUUAAUUUUUAAUUACAUUUUUACUUGAAAGCCAUUGUGAAUACUCACCCGCAAUCGAUAUUGCAAUAAAAACAAAGCAUGACAAAAUCGAAA